Molecule: messenger RNA, 895 nt
Organism: Rosa rugosa (rugosa rose)
Lineage: Eukaryota; Viridiplantae; Streptophyta; Magnoliopsida; Rosales; Rosaceae
Product: universal stress protein PHOS32
Exons: 4
Coding region: 115-600 (161 amino acids)
Source: RefSeq, a predicted model, not a curated record
CCACUUACUCUAACUCAUCAUUGCAUAGAAGACCUGACCCUCCUUCUUGACUUCCACCUCAUUUUCAGAUCAAAGCACCCGCAUUUCUGGUUCUCCAAAGAAGAAAGAGAAAAGAUGGAGGCAGAAAGAAGAAUCGGAGUAGCGGUGGAUUUCUCGCCGUGCAGCAGAGCAGCCCUGAAAUGGGCCGUCGACAACGUCGCCCGGAAAGGGGAUCACCUCAUCCUGGUCAUCGUCCGCCCCGAACAGGUUUACGAGCACGGCGAGAUGCAGCUCUGGGGAGUCUCCGGGUCUCCUUUGAUUCCUCUGGUGGAGUUCUCUGAUGUUCAUAUUAUGAACAAGUAUGAAGUGAAGCCUGACCCGGAGACCGUGGAGAUAAUCACCACUGCAGCUAGCCAGAAAGAGAUCACGGUGCUGGUGAAGAUCUACUGGGGUGAUGCCCGUGAGAAGAUUAUUGAGGCCGUUGACAAGAUUCCCUUGAGCUUCCUUGUGAUGGGAAACAGAGGGCUUGGCAAGCUUAAGAGGGUUAUUAUGGGCAGUGUGAGCAACUAUGUGGUAAACAAUGCCCGUUGUCCCGUUACUGUAGUCAAGAGUGAUGCCUAAACCUUUUGGCCCUGAUGACCGCCUGGUAAAUAAGUGCAAUGCUGCCUCUGGUAUAAUUGUGUCCAUUCGCACCCACCUUUCGGUCUGUGUAAGAACUUGUGGUUUUCCCCUUUGUUCAAAGUAAUAAACUUAUGUUUUCAACUCUUUAUUGUAUGUUGAAGCCGAUAGAUUUCAUGUAUGUAGAUGUUGGAAUUUUUCUGUGCUACCUGUAUCAUGUGAGUUCAACCUGUAGCUGAUUAUGGUGAUUUUCAUCCCAGAAGUCAUUAGCUAAUCAAAUUGUAUACGUGUUUCUUCA